Messenger RNA from Apodemus sylvaticus (European woodmouse), 4899 nucleotides. RefSeq names its product glutamate rich 3 (gene Erich3). The record is from RefSeq and is a predicted model, not a curated record. The transcript is spliced from 15 exons. Lineage: Eukaryota; Metazoa; Chordata; Mammalia; Rodentia; Muridae. The coding region runs from base 1 to 4899 and encodes 1632 amino acids.
AUGGCGCUGAAGGGCAUGAAGCUCAUUGGGAAAAGAUUACUUGCAACCUAUAAUAGCCUCACGGAUAAACACCUGACUGGGUAUUUUAACAAUAGCAGGAUCAGGAGGCACCUCCUAAGAUCCGGGCUGAUCACAAGAAGUGGGAGGAUACUCUCUGAAAAGGAAUACAAAAUUAACAACAUGAAGCAGGAUCACCAAAAAUGCAUCCGAGAGUGCUUAGCCCGGGCCAUUUUCCACAAGGUCCUUGACAUGGAGCGCUACCACCAGCUGGAAAUAAAACGGAAACUGGAUACCUUAGCUAGGAAAGAGCGGAUUCAGAGGUUGAAGGGAGAACACACAAGACGAUUUAUUGAAGAUAACAUGCCUGUCCUGACUCCCCAUCCCCCAGCUGGCCCGAAGACUAAUCGUGGCCAUAGUGUUCUGGCUGAGGAAGGACGUUCUAGCCCAUUAACACCGACAGCCCCUCGACCAUAUACUGCCCCAGGAAAUAUGCAGCCUCCGGUUCGUCUGCAGCCUCUUCUCAGUAAUCGUCAAACGAGAAAUGGUUCAAAGAUAACUUCAGGGUCCAAACCCAAAUCCUCAAUGCUGGAAAGCCAAGCUCCGUUUCCUCUUGGGGGCAAGAAGGCAAUGAUGAAAUUCAGGAACUACAUGGACAAUUCCCAGAAGGAGGAUCUCUACCAACUUCCACACAUUAACAGUUACCAGACACCUGUUCCCCCAACAUCCCAGCCCCAAGCAGGAAAGAGCUCCAGGGAGAACAGGUUGGAGUCUUGGAGGAGGAAGAAGCUGCGGCCCAUCACGGCUCCCAAUGGCCUUGAGCCUCUCUUUGGCAAGGAUCCGGGAAGGAUUUAUAAAACAGCACCACAUAGCAAUGCAGUUAUCACAAUGGUCUAUUUUGGGAAAAAUGUGCACCUAUCUUAUGACGACAUAGACUUCCGAGAUGAAAUCAAGAUUUACCAACAGCACUGUGGAGGGGAGAAUCUCUGUGUCUACAAAGGGAAACUACUUGAGAAAGACACCUUUCAGUUCAUCUCCAAGCGUCACCAUGGCUUCCCCUUCAGCCUCACCUUCUUUCUGAAUGGGAUUCAGGUGAACAGGAUCAGCUCCUGCUGCGAGUUCAAGCACCGUAGGAGCUCCCGUCUCGGAGGCAAGAGGGGCUACUUCGGGUUUGUGUGUGUGGAGAAGGCGUCUCCUUGCUACAGGUGCAUUAUUGCAAUGGGCCUUGACAGAAAACCAUCUUCAACAAAACCUAAGAAGGAAAAGAUUACUGAGAAAAAGGAGGAGCCGCCGAAGAAGAGUCAGGGGAAACUGAGGAAGGACAGAGAGAAUGCACCAUCGAAGAGGAACGAGAUGGAGAGGAAAGAGUCCUCUGUCUCAGCUGCAUUCUCAGCUGAGGAAAUAAAAUUAGGGGUCAAAGAAGUGAGAACGGCUAUUGAGGAAAUGGAAUGGAAGGGCAAGGCAGGACAAGACGUCUGGGAAGAGGACCAGGACAACGCUGUUAAAUAUGACUACGAAGAAGAUUUUGAGGUAGACGAGGAAAAACAAGAUGAGAAGGUGGACGACGAAGAGGAGGACCAGGCUGAUGACCAGAUGAGUGGAGGAUCCAAGUCACCCACCGAAGAUGAAAAAGAUGACCAAAACCCCGAAAAGGAGACUGAAACCUCUUCAGAGAAGGCCGUGGAUGCCCGUGACAGUGAGAAUGAGGAUACUGGGUGCUCGGACAGCGAAGAGGAUGACAGACAAGACGUUAAAACCACGUCAUCGAUCUCAUCUAGAAGUCACCCCUACUCUAGCGAAAGUGAGGAUGAGUCUACGGAGGUUGGCGGGGAAGCCGACUCCAUAGACAGCGAAGGGGGAAGUUCUAGAAGUUCCUCUUCUCAGGAUCUGCGGGAAACCAGUGACGCAGGAAAACCAUGCUUUCCACCCGAGGAGUACUUGGAAACUGAGAUCGAAGAGCAAGAAAUCACAAAAUCACUAGACGGGGAUAACGGACCUUGGUUGACAGAGCUCAGCAGUAUGCAUGUUACUGAGGGAAAACCAACUAAGGGAACCCAGGCUUUAUUGGAGAGUGAACCCAAGGAGUCCUGGCUGGCGGCUUCUUCAGAGGUGAGGGCUAAGAGUCAGCUCCAGAAGGAAGCAGGCCUCCCUGGGGCGGGAGAAGAGGUUGGACAGAUAACAGGUGAAACCCAGGAACCUGGCCACUGCUGCUCUGACACCACUCCUGGACGUAGCCCCACAGAUGACGGGGUGACACCCAUGAGGAAACCAGAGGUCAACCUGGGCAGAGAAUUAGGGAAGUAUUCAGUGUUGUCGAUGUAUAAUGGGAUUGACAUCUCAUCUUCAGGAUUGUCAGCUAAGCAUCAAGUCAACAGGAUAGAGGAAAGAGCAGCCAUUGGCUCAAAUGAGCCACCAGAGCGAGUUGCACAAGAGAUGAGCACACUGAAGGAAGAAGCCGUGGAGAGAAGUGGAUCCUCCCAGCCUGAGGAUGCAGACGCCUAUGCGGGAGUGAGGGAGAAAGCAGGGAUGGUGGAAGAUGGUACCUACCAUCCACAGGAUGCUGACAUGGAUGGAGAACUGAAAGAGAGAAUGGGGAUGCAGGAAGAUGAUGCCCGCCAUUCCCAGGAUGCUGACAUAGAUGCAGGCCUGAGAGAGGGAGCAGGGAUGCAGGAAGAUGGUACCUGCCAUCCCCUGGAUGCUGACAUGGAUGCAGGCCUGAGAGAGGGAGCAGGGAUGCAGGAAGAUGAUGCCCGCCAUUCCCAGGAUGCUGACAUGGAUGCAGGCCUGAGAGAGGGAGCAGGGAUGCAGGAAGAUGGUACCUGCCGUCCCCUGGAUGCUGACAUGGAUGCAGGACUGAGAGAGGGAGCAGGGAUGCAGGAAGAUAGUACCUGCCAUCCCCUGGAUGCUGACAUGGAUGCAGGACUGAGGGAGAAAGCAGGGAUUUCAGAGGUUCCCUUAGGGGAGAGGAGCCCUACAGGAGUUCUGCCGGCAUCAUCAGAACAGUCUACAGAGAAAGGGGAGUGCCAUCUGAGCAUAGCUGGUGAGGCAGAGGAAGGCACAGAAGGAACUAACAGGCACGGGGAGGAGCAGAUGACCCCCACAGGAAGGGUAGCAGCAGAAGGCUCUGUGUUUCUAAGUGCAGAUCAGGCUGCAGACAGGCAGAGGGAUGAUGACCAGGACAGACAGCCCUUGCUGCACACAGGAAUGGCGAAAGGAAGAGCAGUUUCUGAAGGGGGGCAAGAAUUGGAGAAGGCAGAGUUCACAGACAGCACAGGGCUCAGCUCAGAGACUCUCGGGGAAGCAGCAGUUCUGAAAGAAGCAGGGACUUCUGAAGUGAAGGAGGCUGAGAGGGAGGCGGGCUCCCCCAAACCAGAUGGAGACCAAGGUAAGGAGGGAGCUCUCACAGAGCUGGAGGUCAUGGGGCCUGUGGAGGACACGGGGCCAGAGAGAAAGGAUGGUUCUGAAGAGGCAGUCCUCCAGGGAGAGGGAGCAGCCACGGAGAGGAACACAUUUCUGGAAGCAGAAGCACCCUUCAGCUCCUCAGCAGGAGAGGCUCAAGCAAACCCCAGGGAGGAUUUCCAGGGCAACCGUGUGGAACUCUGUAAGGAAAACACAGCAAGGGAGGGAGUCAUAGCUGACACAGAAUCCACCACGGAACCGGAUCUGCGAGCUGUGUUCCCUGGGGAAUUAGCUGUAGCUGGAGGCAUGGAGAAAGUUGAGAGGUCCACACCACCUCUGAGGGAAACUGAAUCUGAAAGAGAAGAAGAGACAGGGGCCAAGGUGCUGAAGACAGAAGACUUGUUAGGAGAGCCAAAGGUUAAAGGGCAAGAGGAGGUUUCAGUGAGGGAAGUGGGCUUUGAGGAAGAGGGCCAUGCAUCCCGCCAGGAGACACAGGCUGAGACCAAGGAUGCAGAACCCGCAGGGGCAACUGAGUUGGGAGAGGUUACAAAGCUUCUAGAAGAUCCACCGAAAGAAAGACCCAUUACCUUGUUUGAGAAAUCACCAAAAGAGAGUGAAGCCACAGCCAUAGAACACAAAGGAGAAGGGCUGCCAGGUCAGGAGAGAGAGACUGUGUGGCCCCAGGGGCUGGGGCUCAGCCAUGAUGGAUUGGGGCUGUUAGGAGCUCCUGGACCUAAGCCAGCAGACGAAGUGCAGGGACCAGAGGGCUUUUUCACAGCCAGAGCUGAGAAGCGCCCAGGACUGGACAGCUGUGCUGGGCCGGAGAGACUGGAGGAAGACGGGUCUUUGCAAGUACAAGGAGGGGAUACCAUCAUGGUAGUGAGUCAGGGAAAUCUUCCUAAGGAAAGACUCACCAGGGCAAUGGUGGUCUGUAGAGAAGCUGAGGGCGAGGAGCCACAGGGAGAAGGGGUCGAGGAUAAAGAAUGCCCACUGGGGACAGUGACUGACAGCCUGACAGGGCAGAACUGGACCCCGGGAGGAAGCACAGUAGAGGCUGAGGAGGAUCCGCGUGGAGGAGGAGUCCAAGAAACAGCUGUGGAGCAGAGGGAGGAGUCAGAGCGGAAGUCAGCUGAUGGGAUCUCUGUGGCCUCCUCCUCCACAGAUGCUCAGAAGGUGGCCUGGGACAGAGCAGGAGAGGCUCUAAGAGAAAGAGCAGCUGAGGGAAGGACGGUGACUGAGGACAUGACGACAAGAAAGGAGAAGGGAGCCGUGGUGGGGGAAGUGACAUCAGCAGGGGCUGUGGAUACCACACAGGAACAGGCUCUUGAAGUGCAAGACUCAAGGCCUGGGGAGGACAGAGAGGGAGGGGAAGCGAAGGCUUCUCAGCACACAGGUACAGGUGUGGCUGGGGAGGAGACAAGGCCUACAAGAAAGCAUGAGGAACACCAGUCAGUAGCAGCUCAAGAGUCCAGAGGAUCAGUAUCUCAGGCAGAGACAGCAUAG